GAAACGAAUCGGAAAAGGUUAGGGAAUGGCGUGCAGAACGGUAUUCCCGUCGGCGUUCGUGACGGAGGCGUGGAGACCUCUUCAUCGAAAUGGGAUUCUCAGUUCUCUUUCAUUCAAGAGCCAUGGAUUCUCUUCCCCUAAAAAGUUGAACUGUGGAUGUUAUGGGAAAGUUAGGGCUCGGGAUGUUCACGUUUCCAAGAGAACUAGGCUUAAUUGCUCCCACAAUGAAACUCCGGCGUCCUCCCCAGAGGAUGACAACGAUCAAGGUCCGCCUCAAGAGGCCGUACUCAAAGCAAUUUCAGAGGUGUCAAAGACGGAAGGCAGGGUUGGACAAACCACAAAUGUGGUUAUUGGAGGUACUGUGACAGAUGAUUCUACUAAUGAAUGGCUUGCUCUGGAUCAGAAGGUCAACUCCUACCCAACAGUUAGAGGAUUUACAGCAAUUGGAACUGGUGGUGAUGAUUUUGUUCAAGCUAUGGUUGUUGCCGUUGAGUCUGUGAUUCAACAGCCAAUACCUGAGGGUCGUGUUAGGCAGAAAGUUUCUUCAAGGGGCAAAUAUGUAUCAGUCAACAUAGGUCCUGUUCAAGUUGUUUCCAGUGAACAGGUUCAAGCUGUAUACAAUGCUAUGAGGAGAGAUGAUCGAAUGAAAUACUUUUUGUAGUGCGAUUCUCAUUCAUGUUUUGUAUAGAAUGUUGUCCAUGGCGGCACAAUUGCUGUUUAGUGCUUCUGCAACCCUCUUUCUCGUCCUUAACCAGUCUUGUUUAUGUUCUUUGAUUAACCCAAGGCUCUAUUGUAGGCAAAGAAGAAAACAUUGCUUCAAGUUUCUAUCUUCUCAAUUUGAGAUGUGCUAUUUCUUAAUCUGAUCAUUCUGAAACUAGCUAGGAAACAACGUUUUCCCAUCAAAUUUCCCUUCUCUACAUGACACGAUAAAAAUUUUGGUAGGUUUCAUUUGUUGCUUUGACAUAUGAUCUUGUUAUGGAGGUAGUUUAGUAGUUGGCAAUUUUGCGAAGAUGCUGUUUAAACUUUAAACAAUAUUACAAGUGUAAAAUUUAUAUGAAAUGGUCCCUCUUCCUCUCCGCACGUAAUGUGAUUAAUAUUGAGAAAUCCUUCUAAAUCAUAAAAACCCCAAUAUUUCUGUGGUCUCAACCAGGUUUUCAGAGCUUUGGCCUGACUGGUUUUACAGGUAUUUGUAAAUCACAACAUCGACCAAUUGUGUUUUGAUUAUGUCAUGAAUCAUAAUUAGAGUCAUUAAUAUAAAACGCCCAUAUGCAUUAAUUAGAUUCGGAACCAAUAAUUGAAUGGUGCUUUC
Molecule: messenger RNA, 1309 nt
Organism: Rubroshorea leprosula
Lineage: Eukaryota; Viridiplantae; Streptophyta; Magnoliopsida; Malvales; Dipterocarpaceae
Source: the annotation of a GenBank genome assembly